Racocetra fulgida is the source of this 154-nucleotide messenger RNA. Lineage: Eukaryota; Fungi; Glomeromycota; Glomeromycetes; Diversisporales; Gigasporaceae. The record is from the annotation of a GenBank genome assembly.
AGAAGGAACAAUAAACGCGAGAAGAGAGAGAGAGAAAACAAAAAAGCAAAAAGUACGAAGAGAAAUGCAGGAGAGAGACAGCAAGACAGCAAUGCGAGAAAUAGUUGAAGGAAUAGCUACGCGCAUUAAAGGCGAUAACAAGCAAGAAACAUGA